AUGUCCCCACGUGUAUUACAAGGCCUCGCCUCCUUGGCUUUGGGCGCUUCCCUAGUCCACGCCCAGCUAUGGGACGAAGUCAUCCAGACCACCUACGGCCCUGUCCAAGGCUUCCAAUACUUCAAUCAAUCGACUUUAGAGAAGUACUUUGGCGUCUCCGACUCCAACGUGACGGCCUUCCUGGGCGUUCCUUUCGCUGCCGACACCGGCUACCAGAACCGAUGGAAGCCACCGCAGCCACGCACCCCAUGGAAUGAAACUCUCCAUGCGACGGCCUUCGGUCCUGCUUGCCCCAGCAACUACGCCAGCGACAUCAGCGAAGAUUGCCUCAGCCUGAACUUGUGGACCAACGCCGGCUCUGCCAACGAGAAAAUGCCCGUGAUGGUCUGGAACCAAGGUAGUGACGAGACCUCUAACGAUCCCUGGUGGUACGGCGGCGGCAUGGCCCUCAAGGACGUGAUUCUGAUCACCUUCAACCGUCGUGACGAUGCGUUCGGUUACCUUGCCCAUCCCGAACUCAACGAGGAAGGCCUCAAACAGACGGGCCACAACUCGUCCGGUAACUACGGCAUUCUAGAUCAGCUCGAAGUCCUGAAGUGGGUGCAGAAGAACAUCGCCAACUUCGGUGGGGACCCGGAUCGCGUCGUCGUGGCUGGACAAUCGUUCGGCUCCUCCCAAAUCUACCACGCGGUCAACAGCCCGCUCUUCAAGGGCUACUUCCACGGCGGUAUCUCCGAAUCCGGCAUCCGCUACCCCUACGACCCUCUCCUCGCGGGCCUGGCCACCUCCUACGUGAACAUGUCCGCCGCGUUGACCCAUGGCGUGAAUUACACAACCUUCCACAAUGCAUCGACCAUCGCCGACCUGCGCACCCUCUCCAUGGAAGACCUGCUGAUCGGUUCCCAAGACCGGGUAAACAGCACCUGGAUCGACCCCAUCACCGCCCUCUCCGCCGGUUACCCACUCAUCUUCAAGCCCGUCCUCGACGGGUAUGUCCUGCCAUCCACCUACCUGGACACCCUGCGCAACGGGCCCGCCAACGACGUCCCCGUCAUCACGGGUAACACUAAGGAUGAAUCCGGCGCCUCAACAACCACCGACUACAGCGUGGCCGAGUACGAGGAAUACACCCGCCAGAAAUACGGCAAUCUGUACAAUGAGUAUAUCAAGCUGUACCCAGACAACGGCACGAACAGCACAGCCGACCGCUCCUGGAACGCCGCCGCGCGCGAUGCCUCGCUCAUUGGCUCGUGGGCCUACGCGACCGACUGGUAUGACGCCGCCUCCUCCGACUUUUACACAUACUACUGGACGCACGCUCCUCCCGGCCAGAACCAGGGCGCGUUCCACCAGUCCGAGAUCAUGUACGCGUUGAACGCGUUGUACGCGAACGUUGAUACCUACCCAUUCACCGACGAGGAUUGGGAGAUCCAGGAGCGUAUGGCGGCGUAUUGGGCGAACUUCGCCAAGACGCUGAAUCCUAAUGAGGGAGGCUCCUAUACAGGUAAUGGCACGCUGCCGGUGUGGAGGCCCAAUAGUAAGAAUGGCACGCAGUUGGUCAUGGAGCUGGGCGAUGGGUUUGGCAAUGUGCCUAUCGCGAAGAAGGAGCAGGUGCGAUUCAUGAUGAAGUGGUUCCAUGAGCAGAUUCCUUACUAAGAUGAGGUGGUGAUGAAUCAUGAUGGUACCCUCUGGCUCGGUGAUUCGUAUAUAUCUGAGGCUCCCGGUGAGCACGGCUAGCAGAAAGCCAAGUUUUCUAGCCGCUAUCUGUCAGACGACCUAUACUUACUAUACUAUGGAAAGAGAAGAAAAGAUGGAG
Molecule: messenger RNA, 1816 nt
Organism: Aspergillus homomorphus CBS 101889
Lineage: Eukaryota; Fungi; Ascomycota; Eurotiomycetes; Eurotiales; Aspergillaceae
Product: carboxylesterase/lipase family protein
Exons: 2
Coding region: 1-1656 (551 amino acids)
Source: RefSeq, a predicted model, not a curated record